Messenger RNA from Naegleria gruberi, 759 nucleotides. RefSeq lists its product as uncharacterized. Bases 1 to 759 code for a protein of 252 amino acids. NCBI's taxonomy places the organism in Eukaryota, Heterolobosea, Eutetramitea, Acrasida, Naegleriidae. The record is from RefSeq and is a predicted model, not a curated record. The transcript is spliced from 3 exons.
AUGGGAGGAAAUUCAUCAAAGAAGAAGGAUUCACCAAACAAAUCUUCCUCUUCAACACUGCCUAAACAAGAGAGUAAGAGUAGGAUGAUUGUUGAGAAAAUAGUGGUUUCGGGAUUAAAGAUGAGUGGAAAAACAUUUCUUAUUGAAAAGAUUUUGGAUUAUUUGACCAUUCCGAACUUUUCUGAUUUCAAACAAUUUAAAUUAAAGGAAGGUAAAAAAUUGGAUUUUGUAGAAAUGGAUAAGGAAAAUCUACUUAAGGGAAGGAAUUUAAUUGGAGUCAAGGGAUUGAUCUAUGUCAUUAAUAGAAAGGAUUAUAUUUCAUUGCAUUACAGUUUGGAGGCAUUGUUGAAUAUUGUCAAACAAAAUUCAUUCCUCCAUUCGAUACCAAUUCUCAUUGUUGCAAUCAAUUUUAAAGUGACACCACCAAUAGAUUCAUUCCAAAGCAAGGCAAUAUUUGAGGAGGAAUUUCAAGCAGCUUACAAUCAAUUAUUCUCACUAUUGAGCAGAAACUUUAAGAGUCAGUGUCAAUAUUUUGAAAUGGAACCUUGUGAAACAAUGGAGGAUACCUCCCAACAAUCCCACAUUAUUGAACAACUCUUGCAGCAGCUUUCCUUUACAUCCCAAAUUGAAACCAAGACCACCUUUGAUGAAAAGGUGAGAGAAGCCAGACAAGAGAAGGAUUUCCAACACUAUGUCCAAACAAUGAGUCACAAGAAUCAAGUACCACAUCCAGUCUCUCCCUCUUCGAUUUUUGUUUAA